Messenger RNA from Corticium candelabrum, 536 nucleotides. RefSeq names its product N-alpha-acetyltransferase 38, NatC auxiliary subunit-like. Gene Ontology annotation, cellular component: NatC complex. NCBI's taxonomy places the organism in Eukaryota, Metazoa, Porifera, Homoscleromorpha, Homosclerophorida, Plakinidae. The record is from RefSeq and is a predicted model, not a curated record. The transcript has 2 exons. Bases 13 to 432 code for a protein of 139 amino acids.
UUCAAACAUAUUAUGGCAGACACACUUCGGACUUACUUGAACAAGAAACUGAGAGUGACGGUUUCAGACGGAAGGAUGCUGAUGGGCAAACUUCUAUGCACCGACAGAGACCGCAACUUGGUUGUUUCCUCGUGUCUUGAAUACAUGUCGUCAGAAAACGAUUCAGAUGUCAAGUAUGAGCCUCGACUUGUAGGGAUAGCUACGGUACCGGGCAAACAUAUUGUCAAGAUUGAAAUCCGGGAACACGAAGAUGAAAACGGCGAGGACGACUUGCCGCUGUCAAUAAUGAGAAGAGACGAGAAGAGUGGCGAGUCGGUCACGGAAAGACCCAAGGAUGGUACAGAAACUGUGUGCGCAGACAGUAGUGAUGGCGCAGUUGAGGACAGAACAGGAAAUAUUUCUGAUCCUAUUAGUGAUGUUUCACACUCCUAAUUAAUUAAUUAAUUAAUGAUAAUGAGGUAAUAGAAAAAUUUGUCAUUCGACUAAUGAUUGUAGACAUAAAUGUCAUUCAUGCUGUUUCGUUGGAAGCAAUUGAA